CACUCAAAUUCAAUUCCCCACCAUACAAUAUAAUAUCUCCCCCCGCCCUCUCCCUCUUCCCCGUCCAAAACAAGAAGCCUCUGUUUUUCACUACAAGAAAAACAAAGCCGGACACCCACACUACAUGUGCUGCAUAAGUCUCUGAUGAAGAAAAACACUCACACUCCCUACUAUCCUCCAUGUUGUUUUCAUCCUUUGGCUGCAACAAUAUUCUUCCGCAUCCUCCUCCUCAUCUGGGUCUCCACCAUUCCCCCCAGUGCUGCUCAGCGCUCACUGGUUUUUGAAAAUACAAGAAUAAAAAACGCCUACAUUGCUCUCCAAGCUUGGAAACAAGCCAUCAUCUCCGAUCCCUUGAAUCUCACCUCCGACUGGGUCGGACCCGACGUCUGCAACUACACCGGCGUCUUCUGCUCCCAAGCUACCGAUGACUCUAGCGUUCGCACCGUCGCCGGCGUCGACCUCAACCACGGGGACAUCGCCGGGUACCUCCCGGAGGAACUCGGCCUUCUUCGCGACCUCGCAUUGUUCCAUGUUAACUCGAACAGGUUCUGCGGGGGGGUUCCGAACAGCUUCUCGAGCUUUAAGAUCUUGUUCGAACUCGAUUUGAGCAACAAUCGGUUUGCCGGGAAGUUCCCGGAGGUGGUUCUCGGUCUCCCGGGGCUUAAAUAUCUGGACCUCCGGUUCAAUGAGUUCGAAGGGAAAGUCCCGAGAGAGUUGUUCGACAAAAGCCUCGAUGCCAUCUUCAUUAACAACAACAGGUUCGCUUUCGACGUGCCGGAAAACUUAGGGAACUCGCCGGUGUCCGUCCUGGUUCUUGCGAAUAACAAGUUCCGAGGUUGCGUGCCGGCGAGCUUGGGCAACAUGUCUCGGACCUUGAACGAGCUGAUUCUGAUGAACAACGGGUUCCGCUCGUGCUGGCCGCCGGAGAUCCGGUUGUUGAAGAACUUGGUUGUUCUCGAUGUGAGCUUCAAUGGGUUUGUGGGGCCAUUGCCGGAGACAAUGGGAGGGAUGGUGAAGUUGGAGCAGCUGAAUGUGGCUCACAAUAUGCUUUCCGGGACGAUUCCGGCGAGCAUCUGUGCACUUCCGAAUCUGCAGAACUUUACCUAUUCGUACAAUUUCUUCACCGGCGAGCCUCCAGGAUGUUUGGCUUUGCCGGAUUUUGAUGAUCGGAGUAAUUGUUUGCGGGGAAGGCCGGCACAGAGAUCCACAUUGCAAUGUAGAAAGUUCUUGUCUAAGCCUGUUCAUUGUGCUUCAUUCAAAUGUAAUGAUCCACUUGAUCCAUCUUCACCUCCACCUGCACCACCACCGCCGCAGCCAGUGCCACCACCCCCUUCUCCAUUACCAGCUCCGCCCUCCUCACUACCGCCGACGCGUCCAGUUUCCCCGCCACCUCCACCUCCACCUCCGCCUCCUCCAAAUUCACCACCACCCUCACCACCGCAAACAGAACCUCCGCAUCCUCCGCCACCAUCGCUGUCGCUGCCGCCGGCUCCGGUAUUCAACGACCCAUUGCCACCAAUUAUCGGGAUUUCAUACGCAUCUCCUCCACCACCGCCUUUCUAUUGAUUCUUUUAGAAUUUGGUUCAUUGAUGCCAUCUCGUCUCUCAAAAAUAAUGAGCCCAUAAGCUUAAAUUAGUCAGGGAGUGUAAUUGAGCCCGCCCAGAAACAGAGAAUGCCAGAAAUUUGUAGCUACUGUCUCUGCAUUUUGCUUAGGAAACCAGACGAGGAAGGAAGAAAAGGAAGAAUAAAAAAGGAGCAGAGUGUCUCUAUCUAUAUUAAUGUGGAUUGUAAUAUUGGGUGUUCUCUGAGCUUUUAAUUAAUUAAAAUAUGCUUUAAGAGGUAGCUAUGGAGGUAAGAGUAGGGAGCAGGGAAUGUAAACUGAAAAGAUGAGACCAGUGAAUUUGAAUGAUGAUGAUGAUGAGCAGAGGCUUCCACUUUCA
Molecule: messenger RNA, 1940 nt
Organism: Malania oleifera
Lineage: Eukaryota; Viridiplantae; Streptophyta; Magnoliopsida; Santalales; Ximeniaceae
Product: leucine-rich repeat extensin-like protein 4
Exons: 1
Coding region: 145-1566 (473 amino acids)
Molecular function (GO): protein binding
Source: RefSeq, a predicted model, not a curated record